AUGUAUCGAUCUAUAUUAUGCACACUUGUUGCGGCAUUGAUCCAUGCGUCAGCAGCACGAGAUGUCUUUGCUCACUACAUGGUGCAAGGUCUUGAUGGUGGGACGACCCACGCGGCCGACGAUGUCAAGGCAGCAUUGGCGAUGGGUAUCACCGGAUUCGCUCUCAACGUUGGGGACGCCUCCGCAUUGUGGGCAUUAGACUCUAUCAGUCAGCUCUUUACAGCUGCUUCUGGAACUGAUCUCAAGUUUUUCUUCAGCAUGGACUUGGCGCAAGACAAGAAUGCAUACAAUUUCACGAACCUGAUCAACCGGUAUAUCAGUAACGCCAACUAUUAUACCUACAAGAACCUACCCUUUCUGAGCACCUUCAGCGCCGCAGGUACGGGUCCCGAGUACUGGCCAGACUUCCUGGCCAAGCUAGAGAGAGAUGUAUACUUCGUGCCUGACUUUGACGAUGGAUUGGAUUAUUACACCAACUUUGACGACUGGCUGGGGGCCUGGGGAGGGGUUGUCCAUGGCAUCUUUAGCUGGGAGACGACAUGGCCGUCCACAAGCGAUACGACGUCAAAUGUCAGCACAAGUCAGGACGAUGCUAUCAUGACGUCGGCUCACAAGGCUGGAAAGUCGUACAUGAUAGGCCUUUCCAGCUUGCAGUACAAGCAUUGGUCUGGUAAUCACUGGUAUCGAGCGGGCGAGGUUAACCUGCCUGAGCGCAUGACUCAGAUCCUGGCACUCCAUACUUUACCCGAGUUUGUAGAGAUUCUCACUUGGAAUGAUGCAGGUGAAAGCCACUAUAUCAGCGAGCUCCACAAUGAAGGCCUCACACCAGAGAUCCUAGCCUACGCCAAUAAUGCCGGGUUUCCCCACACUGGCUGGCAGCCGCUGAUCACUUCAUUUAUCACCGCGUUCAAGAAUGGGGUCGACGCGAGCGGAAUGCGGCCGCCCUCUGGCAAGGCCAUGAUCGGUUCAAUGUGGUACCGCACGAUACUGACGAGCGCGUCAUGCUCCUCCGACAGCUUGGGCAAGCCGUCGGGGUCUGGCGCAGCCAAGGAUGCAGUCAACUGGGCCAUCGUGGUGAACGAUGGGGUGGCAGGCGUUAAGGCGCAGGUGUGGAGCGACGGGGAGCUGAUCUGGAAGAGUAGUCUUUCUGCUGGACUGAACUAUUUCAGCACACCCGGCAUGCGGGCAGGCAUCCAGUAUAUCGAGGUUGUGGACGGUGAAAAUAAGAUUCUCUACUCGGCUCAGGGUGCAGUCGACGUUCAGGCUGAGGCUGGCAGCGUUUUCUGCUCCAACGUUACCUUUUGUCAACGCUACCUGUUGUCAACGCAGUUCUCACUCCAGCUCGGCGGCUCCGGUCCGGUGUUGCUCGGUAGCACAAGCCGGCUGUGGUCAUUGGCUUCAGCCAAACCCGCUUCUGUUGUGACCCUGCGGUGCCGACAGCUUGGCCAUAGUUACAACCGCGAACCUACUUCUCGAGGCAUGCAGACCGAGGAGCCGGAGUCGCAAGGAUGCGUCUUGCAUCCAAGACUGCGUACUGUGCCUCACUGCAGUUCGGUGGAGCCGGGCUCGACGGCCAUCUUUGCUCGACCCUUCGAAGUGCGUGCUGUAGCCAACCCCGGCCUGCUGGAAAAGUUGGACAGCGGCAUGCUUCCGCCCCAUGCAUUGGACGGUGGGUCGAGGUGA
Molecule: messenger RNA, 1683 nt
Organism: Neoarthrinium moseri
Lineage: Eukaryota; Fungi; Ascomycota; Sordariomycetes; Amphisphaeriales; Apiosporaceae
Exons: 3
Coding region: 1-1683 (560 amino acids)
Molecular function (GO): glucan endo-1,3-alpha-glucosidase activity
Source: RefSeq, a predicted model, not a curated record